AUGGGGCAUAAAGCUUACAGCGAUAUCGCCAAGAAGAAUCCUGCUUGGAUGACUCAGAUGGAAGUCGACGGGACCGCCGAUCCACAAUCGGUGGAUAUCAUGCUGAAGAUGUUCAGUGACAAGGCCAUCAGUCUACUAAAGGCAGAAGGACAUGAAGCGACAGCAAGAAUGGCAGAGGCUAUGUCUGGCCUGCACAAAGCAUUCGAUGAAAGAGUGCUGAAAGUUUCAGAGAGGAUACGUCUCGUUCACGAGGGUCGAUGGCUAUUGGAAGGCAUCGACUGGACCAAUGUCAGCCACAAAUAUGUCAAGGGACUAUCCUUUGUAAUAUUUGAAGGCUUCAUAGUUGCAAUUGAUACUCAUCUGCAAGUAAAGCAGUAUGUGAGGGAUAAGAAUCAAGCGCUGGGAGGAGAGCUUCGCAAGGAGAAGGAGGAGGAGCAGCUUCGCAAGAAGGAGGAGGACGAGCUUCGUAAGGAGAAGGAGGAGCAGCUUCGCAAGAAGGAGGAGGAGCUUCGCAAGGAGAAGAAUGAGCAGCUUCGCAAGGAGAAGGAGGAGCAGCUGCGCAAGGAGAAGGAGGAGCAGCUGCGCAAGAAGGAGGAGGAGCAGCUGCGCAAGAAGGAGGAGGAGCAGCUGCGCAAGAAGGAGGAGCAGCUUCGCAAGGAGAAGGAGGAGGCCCAGCUUCGCAAGAAGGAGGAGGAGCAGCUUCGCAAGGAGAAGGAGCAGCUCCGCAAGGAGAAUGAGGAGGAGCUUCGCAAAAAGGAGGAGCAGCUUCGCAAGAAGGAGGAGCAGCUUUUCGCAAGGAGGAGGAGCAGCUUCGCAAGGAGAAGGAGGAGCAGCUUCGCAAGAAGGUGGAGCAGCUUCGCAAGAAGGAGGCCCAGCUUUGCAAGGAGAACCUGGUUUUGA
Molecule: messenger RNA, 900 nt
Organism: Guillardia theta CCMP2712
Lineage: Eukaryota; Cryptophyceae; Pyrenomonadales; Geminigeraceae
Exons: 2
Coding region: 1-900 (299 amino acids)
Source: RefSeq, a predicted model, not a curated record